AAGUAUUAUUUUACUUUUAAUUAGACUUUUAGCGUAUAUUUAUUUUUAUAACACUGAAAUAGCGUUUUGUUAACCUGUACCUAAGCAGACUGAAUGUAGUCCACAACAAGAAGCAACUGCUUAGAAACCUGGGAUUAAUUACGGAUGAUUUGGACGAGUUGACCAUUCAGGUUUUCUUUUCCAAUACGAAAAGUCCGUUUUUUUAUUGUUAUGUUUUAGAUCGCCUACAUAAGAGUCAUUCAAGACUACCGUUUAGAUAAUUAUUCUACAUUAAAAACAACGCGAGACUAGCCGAGUCUACUCGCUUGGCUGCAUUUGGCAUAAAACACACAUUAAAUGUUAUUAUCGGGCUGUUUAGUGUGUUGUAAACACACACCAACUAAACAGACUCGGCAGUAGGCUGCCAUCUAAUCUUUAUAGAAAUAGUGUUUUCUUACAUUUGCAACCUUUUCUGUGACCAACACACGGUCGCCGAGGAGUGGUGUGAACAGCCGUCUGGGUGUGAACGGGCUGGGGUCAGAUCCUCCAGGCGGCAUCGGGGAUAUCUUAACACUAACUGCGGAUCAAGAGGCUCCAACACACCGCUAAACUCUUCUGAUCAACGAGACGGGCUCUUCUGCAACCGUCAGGAUGUCGAUGGGCAUGGAUCCACAGGGAGACCCACCGCCAGCCUAGCCUUUAGCGGCUCUUUGGGAACACUAUCCCGGACACAGUGCUAGCUCCGGACGCCCCACUCCCCCCCACACACUGGAGAAUGGAUGGCCGAGAUUUCGGACCCCCUCGGUCUGUCCAUGUUCCCCCUCCCCUGUUGGCCAUGGAGACCCACCGACUCGGAGCUGCUGCAGCAGCCAGGAGGAUCCCUCCCUCGCCCGGACACUUGGGCACAGGGCACCCAGCAAACCUCCACGUCGGGAAAUUCCUUCCAACGGUCAUGAACCUCCAUCCACAUCACAGUGAUGCCUUCCCAGCAGCCUCCAGUCCCUUCCUGCCGGGCUAUUCCGGCCCCUCCCCCCUAACCUCUGACCCAGCCUACAGAUCACCCAAUCAGAUGGCUCAGCUCUGGGCCUCACACGCUGCCGCCCACGAAGGCUACGCCCCUCUCCCAGGCGGUCUGUACCCCAGCCCCUACCACCUCCCCCUGGGUAACCUGGAGCCUCCUCCCCCCUCGCUGGGCUUGGCUCAGCACCACCACCUCUACAACGCACCACACCAAGAGAGGUUCUUCCUGCCGGUGUCGUUACCCCAGCCGCCUCUCCAACCCUCCUCCAUCCCCCCCAGUUCCACCCCCCAGAGUAGCUCCCGGGAGGGGGGCAGGGACCGAGACAUACCCUACCGCGAGGAGAGGGAGAGAGAGGAGCCUCAGGAGGGGGGCAGGGACCGAGACAGACUCUACCGUGUGGCGAGGGAGAGAGAGAAGCCUCAGGAGGGGGGCAGAGACAUACCCUACCGCGAGGAGAGGGAGAGAGAGGAGCCUCAGGAGGGGGGCAGGGACCGAGACAGACUCUACCACGAGGAGAGAGAGAAGCCUCAGGAGAGGGGCAGAGACAGACUCUACCGCGAGGAGAGAGAGGAGCCUCAGGAGGGGGGCAGAAACAGACUCUACCGCGAGGAGAGAGAGCGAGGCGAGAGGGAGCGGUCGAGAGAGGAGCCUCGUCCAUACAGUGUGGUAGAUCUGACACAGGAUGGGAGGAGUAGAGAGAGAGAACGCCACAGAGAACGAGAGACGGAGCGUGACAGAGACCGAGAGAGAGAAAGAGAGGUUCUCCUCCACCACCCCUCUGCUUCUCGACCCCCCCAGGGCUCCUCCUCUUCUGGGCGUUACCCAGAGACUGAUGACACACCCACUCGCUCCCCUAACCCCAGCCCCCACACACACACAGACAGGCUGAGGAAGACUGAAUCUACCUACAGCGGUGGACUCCUCCCUGGCCCCGCCUACCCUGCACACCGGGAGCCUAUCAGGGAACAGCGUGUGAGCGCGCCCACUUACGUGCCUUCUGUGGAGGUCUAUGAUGAGCAGAUCGGCCCGAUCCAGAUCGCAUCGCAGGCCAGGGACAAACAGGACAAACUGAGAGAAAGAGAGAGAGAAAGAGAGAGAGAAAGAGAGAGGGAGAGGUUUCCCGAAAAGACUCUAUCGGACCGUCGCGCUUCUCUUCCUGGUGAUUUGUCCAAUCAGAGAGAGCGGGAGGAGGGCUCUGUGAUCUGCUCCAACGGUUCGGCGCUGAAACGAGACGGUUACGUCAGCCAAUCAGGGUUCAGCCCGGACCCCAGGGACACGCCAAAACAUGCCAUCCGAUUGGGCUUGGAGCGGGUGGGGGAAGGGCCUAAAUGGAACCCCAUCAGCCCAUUGGCCAACUACGCCACCAGUCAUAUGGCAGCUCUGGCCUCCCAGCACGGACACGCACACUCCACACAGCAGGCACGCACACACACUCAUCCCUCACACAACAACCAGCCGGAACUCAACAGACCCCCUUCCAACCCCCACACACCCCAACACAGACACACACAUUCCCCCCACCCUCCGCCCCAACCCCAGAGGGGAGAGGAGGGACAGGGGCGCUACUUGGACACCUCAGCCCUGUACCGCCCAGUGGGGGGGAUGAGAGGGGGGUCUGAGGGGGGAGCAGACGGAGGAGAGGUGUCGGCCAUGCAGAGUCUGAUCAAAUACAGCGGGACCUUCCCACCUGAACGCCAGGGGUCCUCCAGGCAGAACACGGACAACCAAGCCGCGUUCGGAGGGCUGGCGUUCAUGAGGCUGGAGGGAGGAGGAGGAGGAGGAGGAGCGGGGGCGAGGCUGAUGAAGAGAGAGCUGGAGCGUCCCGACAGCUCUCGGUCGUUGGGACGCGGCGAAGGGGCGGGGCCAGGCGAGGGUGGGGGAGAGGUCCGUCACCCUCCUGUUGGGAUAGCUGUGGCAGUGGCCAGACAGAGCAAUACAGACUCCCAGAGACCUCUACUACUGCACGCAGGGGUUAAAGACGAGGAGCGGGGGGACGAGCGAGCCCGUCACCGUGGUGAUAGACUGGGGUGCCUGGAGCGUGAGCAGGAGAAGUUGCUCAGAGAGAGUAAGGAGCUGGCAGAGUUCACCCAGAUGCACCCUCCCUUGGUGUCCAGCGCCCUGACCUCUAACCUCAUGACCUCCAACCUCAUGGUGACUGGAGGCUCCUCCCGCUGGCCCCACGACCCCUCCCCCCUGACCUCUCACCCCUGGAUGCCCCGCCAAGGAGCACCGCCCAUCUGGCUGUCAGGAUCCCCCUACGGUUUAGGCCCCUCUCCACUGCACCAGGCCCUCCCUCCCUACCAGCUGGCCAGAGACCCCCAGUCAGGACAGCUGAUGGUUAUAGCCACAGAACACAUCCCACGCUACGGAGGAGAUGUGUUGGAUGGGGGUGGCGCCCCCCAGUGGCCAGGGGUGUAUGGAGCAGGCAGUUCUCUGCAACAUGCCGCUCAGCUGCAGAUGUUGUCACAGCAACAGAUGCUGAGGCAACAUGAGCUGGUGAUGAUUCAACAACAUGCUGCUCAGGUCCUGGAGUUGCAGAGGAAUGCUCAACUGAUGGAGCGUCUGAAGGCCAGUGAACAGAGGGCGGAGCUAGAAGAGAAGACCAAUAAGAGGAGUUCCGAGCCCAAACCCCGCCCCUCGCCACGCCCCACUCCCUCCCCCUCCCUCCACUGCCAUAAAACUCCCCUCCGUUCACCUCCCCCCUCCACCUCCUCCCUCACCCCCCUGUCCUCCCCCAGGCCCACUCUCCAACACCCGGAGGUCCAGAGAGAAAGGUUUCACCCUUCCUCUCCCCUCCCUCGCCCUCCCGCCCCACACUCUGCCUCCCCCCUGAGACCCUCCUCCCCCCUGAGACCCAAGCAGGACGCUGACGAGGAGGAGGAGGAGGGGGGAGAGAGGGGGGAGAAACAGACCACCGCCCCCUAUCACCGAAUCUACACAGAUAUCACCCCUGGUUACCGUUACCAGUCCAUCACCGCGCCGUUCAGCGCCCUAUUCCCCCCCCGCCCCCUCCCCCAACCAGCAGGGGGUAACAAACACCCCUCGGUCUCCUCCCUGCCGCCUCUUCUCCGGGCCACAGCUCCAGACGCCAAGCCUCGGGGCCUGGAACUCCGGCCAGACCAGGGGACCACGCUGAAGCAUGACCCCGACCAGGAGCCACCCCAGCUGGGCAUGAGUCCUGCUGCCCUGGACCCUCAGCUCCGGACCUCCAGCCCUCCAACCCUCAGCCAAAUAGAGAGAGACGGAGAGUCAAGCCUCAAACACACACAUCUCACCCACACACACACACAAUUACACACACAUCCCAGCCUUACACACCCACACAAACACACCAGCCUCCACUCAGCCCCCCAGCCCUGUCCUCCUCUACCAUCCACACAGCCACACAAACACACCAGUGUUAGCCUCCCCUCAGCCCCCAAGCCCUGUCCUCCUCUACCAUCCACACAGCCACACAAACACACCAGUGUUAGCCUUCCCUCAGCCCCCCAGCCCUGUCCUCCUCUACCAUCCACACAGCCACAAGAACAACAGACCGAGGAGGAAGAGGAGGAGGCAGGAGCGGUCAAGAUGGAGGUGUUGACCUACGGCUGCCGAGGAGCCUAUCAGCUUCCACCGUCCGUCCCGAAGGUGGAGACUAAACCAGAGGUCACAGAGAAGUCGAGCCCCGCCCAUUACCCAUCAUGCACCACGGCAAGCUCCGAGCGACCGGCCUUUAGACCCAGCCCCGACACACACGCAUCCGCUCCUCCCCCCCCCUCUCCCUGCCCUCCCUCUCCCUCCCCUCUAAACAUCGUCCCUGAUGACCCCAUGGCUGGUAUGAUGACGCUGUUUGCUGCCAGUCAGAUGCCCCAGGCUGCCCCCCCUGCCCUACCCACCCUGCCCCAGACAGAGGCCUCCUCACUGGGGAGAGACGUGUCCAGUCCUGGGUGUCUGGAGGUCUGGGCUCUGGAGGGGAUGACUCUACUCAGCGACAUGGCCUCACUAGAGAUGGAUAGGAUACAGCUGGAGCAGGGUGAGGUGUUGUGUGGUCUUGACAGCCUGUUAGAGGCAGGUAGAAAGGUGUUGCUGGAGGCCAUUGAGAGCCAGUCUCACAUCGACCUCCCCAGACAACUACACCCCAGCAAGACCUACAGCUGGAGGAUGAGGACAGACCCACAGGAGCAGCUCUUCAGUAAGCUGUGUCUGGAGGUGUGUGAUGGAGGGGAGUCUCAGCAUCGGAUGAGAUUAGCGGAGCUACAGAGGCAGUACAAGGACAAACAGAGACAACUGGACCGGCUGCAGAGACGCUCUGACACCCAAGAGGUUCAGCAGCAGCAGGAGGAGGAGAGGCGGAGUCUAACCAGACGUGGGCGGGGCCGACCUAGGAAGAGGAAACGUGUAGCGACGCCCCCUGGCAAGAUGGAGUCCCGGACAGGGAAGCCGGGCAGGACAGUGCGGUACUCUGAGGUGGGGGAUGGAGGGAGGAAGAGGUUCCACUGUUCCAGAGGGGAGGAUGAUGAGAUGGAGGGAGGAAGAGGAGGAGAGAAGAGGAGUUGGCAGGACCAGGAGCCGUCCACUAGUCACUCUCUGGAGGUCUUUAAGGCUCGUCAUGGCGGUCUGUGUGACCAUGAGCAGCUAGCCUGUGACCUGGACAGAGCUCUCUCCCUGUCCGUACUCAGUACCAGCCGCCGGACGCCCUCUGACCCCGGCGGGAGGGAUGGAGGGGUGAUCCCCUCGUCUGGAGGGAAACAGAAGGUUAGAGGUCAGAGGAAGACGGUUUCUCCUCCUCUUCCUCACUCCUCUCAACGCUCCAGCUACGACUACAACUCUGACUCUGAAGAGGAUGUCCCCCGGGGGGGCUGUCACCCCUUCUCAGGGUUGCGACCCCACACAACCCCGCCCAGGAAGAGACCGUCCCCCUCCUCGUCCAAUCAGGCGGCUCGGGAGAGGAAACAGAAGCACUUAUCCCUCCUGCUGCAGGAGGCGGGGCUUAGCUCCUCCGACGACUCCUUCGAUCAAGAGUCCUCCACUGAGGAGGACGAUGAUGAGGAAGAGUUGUCGUGCUCCGAGGGGAGUGAGCUGGAGGAGAGUGGGUUGGGCCUGCUGGCCAGGUUCGCAGCCAGCGCCCUCCCGGUCAACCCCGUCCCCCUGCCCCGUCUCCACGACAAGAAACACCGUAGCAGGCAAAGCAUUCUGGGUUCUGGUUCUGACCUGUGUCUGAGGAAGUUCCCCUCUCUGCUCCAUGGGAAACGCUCCGCACCCGAACUCCCCCUGUUACCCCCGGCAACGCGCCACGGCGACCACACUAGCAACGAGACCUCGCCGGUCAAACGCAAACCUCGCCCAUCUCCUCGGUCGCCCCGGAGAUUCACCUUUGACCCCGCCGGGGGACUAGCGGGAGGGGCUAGCGAGGAGGAGGGAUGGACACGCAGACGCAGCGAGAGGAUUUUCCUUCAUGAUGCCUCCACCAAUCAGAUCUCUCCCUCCAGUAAAAACCCUCCAAUCAGCACUAAACCCGCCCCCAGACCUAAAACCACACCCAGGGAGGGGAAAGACUGGAAGAAGAAGAGGCUGAAGGACCCUCCCCUGACCCCGCCCUCUCUGUCUAGUCCAAUCACAGAGAGCCCGGUAGCCCCUCCCCUCAGCCCUGCACGCAAGAGCCAAUCAAAAGCCAAGGCUAAACCCCGAGAGGCUCGUGGAGCGGUCAGUAGGCUGAUGAAGAGUAUGGAGGCUGAUGAAGACUUCGAACCCAGUCAGGACAGCAGCUUCUCUGAAGACGAUGGACCUCCUCCGUCACACAGCAGUCUGGCCGAGAGGACCCUGUCGUCUGCUCCGGUCCAGUGUGUGUUAGAUAAAGACUCUCUUCAGGAUGGUCUGAGGGUUCUGAUCCCCAUGGAUGAUCAGCUGCUGUAUGCUGGACACGUCAACACGGUACACUCCCCGGACAUUUACAGUGUGGUGGUGGAGGGGGAGAGAGGGAACAGACCUCAUAUCUACUGUCUAGAACAACUCCUGCAGGAGGCUAUUGUGGAUGUGAUGCCUCCGUCAGUCUGGUAUCUUCCUGAAGGCUGUCGUGUUGCUGCAUACUGGAGCCAGCAGUACCACUGUCUCUACCCCGGCACCGUAGUCAACGGUAACGCACAGUACCACUGUCUCUACCCCGGCACCGUAGUCAACGGUAACGCACAGUACCACUGUCUCUACCCCGGCACCGUAGUCAACGGUAACGCACAGUACCACUGUCUCUACCCCGGCACCGUAGUCAACGGUAACGCACAGUACCACUGUCUCUACCCCGGCACCGUAGUCAACGGUAACGCACAGUACCACUGUCUCUACCCCGGCACCGUAGUCAACGGUAACGCACAGUACCACUGUCUCUACCCCGGCACCGUAGUCAACGGUAACGCACAGUACCACUGUCUCUACCCCGGCACCGUAGUCAACGGUAACGCACAGUACCACUGUCUCUACCCCGGCACCGUAGUCAACGGUAACGCACAGUACCACUGUCUCUACCCCGGCACCGUAGUCAACGGUAACGCACAGUACCACUGUCUCUACCCCGGCACCGUAGUCAACGGUAACGCACAGUACCACUGUCUCUACCCCGGCACCGUAGUCAACGGUAACGCACAGUACCACUGUCUCUACCCCGGCACCGUAGUCAACGGUAACGCACAGUACCACUGUCUCUACCCCGGCACCGUAGUCAACGGUAACGCACAGUACCACUGUCUCUACCCCGGCACCGUAGUCAACGGUAACGCACAGUACCACUGUCUCUACCCCGGCACCGUAGUCAACGGAAGUUCAGACGGUGAUGACAGUGAUGACCUCAUCACGGUGGAGUUUGAUGACGGUGACACGGGUCGCAUCCCCCUCUCCCACAUCAGACUGCUGCCCCCUGACUACAAGAUACAGUGCGCUGAGCCCUCCCCUGCGCUGCUAGUGGCCAGCUGCUCCAGGAGGCGUGUCAGGAAGUGCAGCAAGGACACCAGUGAGACGAGGCCUAAAGCAGGGGACUCCGCCCCCAAGGGCAGAGGGAGACCGGCCAAGAAACCCAAACCCAAACCUGAGCCCCCAGUGAGCCCAGACCCCCGGGAGACGAUGCCCCCCCCGGGACCCAGCCAGGCUCCAGACAGACCUCAGCUCCCCACCAGACCAGCCCAGGACAGGCCCUCUUCCUCCCAGAGACCUGCUCAGGAAAGACCCCUGUCUGCCCCCAGGCCGGGACCAGGCCGACCCUCCAAGCCCACCAGCACCCCCAGCCUGCCUGCCCCCCCACGCAGCCAGAACCCUAGGAGACCCAGCCCAGCCUCUCCCGAGCCCCCCUCCCUCUACCACCCAGCCCCUUACGGGAAGAUACUAAGGGUGGACCUGUAUAGCCAACCCAACCUCACCUCUUGUAACGUCAGCACCCAACCUAACCCUAAAACCAACCCUAAGUCUAAACUCUCCCCUCCACUACUUAAACCCAACUCUACUUCCCCUAUCAUCAGACCCAAGCCUCUUCUACCUAACCCUAAAACUAACCUUACCUCCGUACCAAAAUCCAAACCUAGACCUAAGUCUACAGCAGAACUCCCUGGGCCUGCAGCUAACUUUAAUCCUGAUCACAACAAAUCCAGAACCGCUCCCAAAGCAAUCUCCAGACCCAAACAGAACCAUAACAAACCCAGACCCACCCCGGAUCCUUCUACCAGGCCCAGAACCAGCCCUGGGCCCAGCUCCAGUACCUCUAAACCCAGACCCAUCCCCGGGCCCAGCUCUAGUACCUCUAAACCCAGAACCAGCCCUGGGCCCAGCUCCAGUACCUCUAAACCCAGACCCAUCCCCGGGCCCAGCUCUAGUACCUCUAAACCCAGAACCAGCCCUGGGCCCAGCUCUAGUACCCCUAAACCCAGAACCAGCCCUGGGCCCAGCUCUAGUACCCCUAAAUCCAGAACCAGCCCUGGGCCCAGCUCUAGUACCUCUAAACCCAGAACCAGCCCUGGGCCCAGCUCUAGUACCCCUAAACCCAGAACCAGCCCUGGGCCCAGCUCUAGUACCUCUAAACCCAGAACCAGCCCUGGGCCCAGCUCUAGUACCCCUAAACCCAGAACCAGCCCUGGGCCCAGCUCUAGUACCUCUAAACCCAGACCCAGCUCAGACCUCUCUGCUGUCAGAUCCAGACUGGACCCUAGCACCUUUAUUCCUGGUAUCUCCAGACCCAGGCAUGUCCCGGGGGAGGGCGGGGUGGGAGGGCAGGGCGGGGUGCGACAGGGGCGUAAGGCCCUCCUAGAGGAACCCCUAGUAAAGCUGGACCACGAGGGUGUGACCUCACCCAAGACCAAGAAGACCAAGGCUCUGAUGCUGCUGGAGGCCAGGGGCUUACGGCAAGAACACACACCCCUCGCCACGGCCGCAGCCAGCCAGAAGCCGGCGAGGGUAAAGGGGAGGGCUCCGGAGAGCGAGGCAGGGCUGCUGGAGGCCAAGGACUUACGGCAAGAACACACACCCCUCGCCACGGCCGCAGCCACCCAGAAGCCGGCGAGGGUCAAGGGGAGGGCUCCGGAGAGCGAGGCGGGGCUGCUGGGGAGAGAACCCGCCUACAGAACGCCUUCUCUGGGCAGAGAAAGAGACCGGGGUGGAGGGGGGGACAGAGAACCAAAGAGAGAGGAGAGAACGAAACAAGGGGAAGAGAAGAGAGGGGAGGAGACAGGGGGGUCUCACGGCAGCAGUAGUUCAGGAUCUGAGGAAGAGGAGGAGACAAGGAAGAAAACGAAGUGUAGCUCCAGCUGCUCCCACCCCUCCUCCCCAGCCUCCUCCUCCUCAUCCUCCUCUAGCACCUCCUCUUCCUCUUCCUCCUCCACUGACGAGGAGUCCUCUUGUAGUUCUGACGAGGAGACCGCCCUCGCUCCCCCUGCACCUCUCCCCGUCUCCCCCCCUCCAACUACCCCACAGGAGGAGGUAGAGGUGGAGGAAGAGAAGGAGGAAGAGGAAGAAAUUAAGAAGUUGAAAAAGGCGGAAGAGGAAGAGGAGGAAGAAGUAUUAGAAGAAGAUCAAUCUCCCUCCUCUCCUCCCCCGUCUAUCUCUCCGUCCUCCCAGCCAGCCAGGCCCCGGGGUCGUCCAGCCCGGCAGAAGUCCCAGGGAGGUGUGGGGUCGGUGGGCAGGCCACGGCGCAGGGAGGGGGCCCACCUCCCCACCACCAAGGAGCUGGCUAAGAGACAGCGAUUACCGAGCGUAGAGAACAGACCCAAGAUCUCUGCCUUCCUGCCUGCCAGACAGCUCUGGAAGUGGUUCGGUAAUCCCACACAGAGGCGUGGUAUGAAAGGGAAGGCUAAGAAGCUGUUCUACAAGGCCAUCGUGCGGGGGAGAGAGAUGAUUGGUAUCGGGGACUGCGCCGUGUUCCUUUCAGCCGGCCGACCCAACCUGCCCUUCAUAGGGAAGAUCCAGAGCAUGUGGGAGAGCUGGGGAUCCAACAUGGUGGUCAGAGUCAACUGGUUUUAUCACCCGGAGGAGACCAACCCUGGCAAGAAACUACACGACAAGAAGAACUGGGAUCAGAUGUCUGGUCAGUCUCUUCCUUCAUCUCUGCUCUCCUCUAACCAGAGGAAAGACUUCAUGGAGCGGGCUCUGUACCAGUCGUCCCACAGCGAUGAGAACGAUGUCCAGACGGUCAGUCACAAGUGUCUGGUGGUCAGCGUGUCUGAGUACGAAACCAUGACUCUGACGCGUCGCUACGCCGACAGCCAAGACCUGUACUACCUGGCCGGGACAUACGAACCCACCACGGGUAUGAUCUACAACACGGACGGAGUCCCCAUCAUCUGAUGAA
Oncorhynchus mykiss (rainbow trout) is the source of this 10802-nucleotide messenger RNA. NCBI's taxonomy places the organism in Eukaryota, Metazoa, Chordata, Actinopteri, Salmoniformes, Salmonidae. The record is from RefSeq and is a predicted model, not a curated record.